AUGGCUGUUGUGGCUUCUUCCUCCGUCCCAGUUUACGAGCCAGCGGCCCAACUUGUCGCCUCUCCGUCAUUUGCUGUUGAUUUGAAUGACGGCGUCCACGACGAGGUAGGAUCCUUUGAUGUUCUGCCAAACGCUUUACACGGCGUUCCACCGGUUGGCGUCGGAGACGGAGAAUUGGGUGAUCCUGAUGAGGACGACGUUGAGCCCGAAACGAUUGAGGAUGAUAGCGGGGACGAGGUUCUAGCGGCUGGGCAUGCAUUGGCUGGCGGUGGUUCUAGCUCUGGCACACAUCAGUAUCCACCAUAUUUUUCUUCGCUGGACCUGGACGCCAUGACGCAUGAGGGUGCGCUAGGGCACCCUGUUGGAUUCGGAGCUAGAGAUGCGGAAGGGAAUGCUGGUCUCACAGAGUUCCAGCGCAAGGGCAUUUGGGAGGUCAAACGGUACAAUGGCCCUCACACUUGCCUGGCCACAUCCAUAUCAAGUGAUCACAGAAGUUUGGAUCAUUCUGUGAUUUCGGCGUUCAUUAUGCCAAUGGUUAGGGCUGACGCAUCGGUUAGCAUCAAGGUGCUCCUCAACGCCACGGCAGCGCAUUUUGGUUUUAGGCCGACUUACAGAAGGGUUUGGAUGGCGAAGCAGAAGGCCGUUGGCCUCAUCUACGGUGACUGGGAUGAGUCAUACAGCGAGAUACCUAGGUGGGUGUUGGGUGUCCAGCUGACGAUGCCUGGUACUGUUGCGGUCCUCAGGGGACACACUAGACGUAGAUGCCCACAGGUAGUAGGAUCGUCUCAGACAGGGCGAAAUUAG
Molecule: messenger RNA, 804 nt
Organism: Arachis ipaensis
Lineage: Eukaryota; Viridiplantae; Streptophyta; Magnoliopsida; Fabales; Fabaceae
Source: RefSeq, a predicted model, not a curated record